CUCAACGAUUGAUAAUAAUUCAGUUAUAAUACUCCCUCCAACCACGUAACCGUGGUUUUGCUUCUUUCCUCCAGGAGUGCAAUUCAACGAAACAGAACAGUUAAAAAUUUAUUUCUCUAAGUAUUGUAUAUUGUGUUCAAAUUGCAGUUUUACGACAAUCUGAUGGUACAACAUGCCUCUGUUCCCGGUUCUGAAUUCGUUGUCUUCCAUGACGAGUGUCCUGUUACUCGUCUCUUGUUUAGCACUUUCCAUUGUGUACUAUCUUCGAAAAAAGUACUCUUAUUGGGAGAGGCGGGGUGUGCCAUGCUCCAAGUCGAUCUCUUUUCUCUUCGGUAACACGAGAGAUUUGGUCCUCCGACGUGUACCCUUAGCUUUUGUUUUCCAACGAAUUUACAAUGAACUCGACGGCCAUAAAUUUGGCGGAUUUUACCAGAUGACAAACCCAGCGCUCAUGAUUCGAGAUCCAGAAUUAAUCCGGAGUAUAUUUGUGAAGAACUUCUCCUAUUUUCACGACCGCAAUGCCCAAAAAAUCGAGGAAUUGAGUUUUUUUUCACCGAAUCUACUUAAUUUGACAGGACAACGCUGGAGGAACGUGCGAUACAAGUUGACACCGGCUUUCAGCUCGGGCAAAUUGAGGGCCAUGCAAGGAUUGAUGCAGGAAUGCAUCUCCGAACUGGCAGAUUACCUGAACAAGGCCUUGGAUGAUGACUGCAAGAACUCCAUGCUGAAUGUACGGGAGAUCAUGGCCAAAUUCACGACUGACGUCAUCGGUGCUUGCGCCUUUGGUCUCAAUUGCAACUCAAUCCGAGACGAAAAUUCUGAGUUCAGACGAAUUGGCCGAAUCUUCACCAAAACUACGCUAAGAAUGCACAUUCGGGUUUUGCUGAGGAGUUUAUCACCAACUCUCACAAAACUCAUCGGACUGGGAGAAUCCAAUCCAGAAGUUAUGAAAUUUUUCUGGACGGCCCUUAAGGACGCUGUCAGGCAUAGAGAAUCGAAUACGUACAAGAGGAGUGAUUUCUUGCAAGUUCUGAUCGAUAUUCAAGCAGAAGAGAUUAAACAAAAGCAAAACAUCAACGAUCAGGAUACAGUUACAAAUGAAAUUCAAAAUGGAUUUGUUGAAACACAGAAAGACAUCCUAUUUACUGACAGUGUUGUAGUCUCGAAUGCAUUUACCUUCUUCAUUGCUGGGUAUGAGACAAUAGCCAUUACACUCAGUCACUGUCUGUACGAGCUUGCUUUACACCCAGAUAUUCUCAUGAAACUGAGAGAUGAGGUGGAAUCUGUGAGACAAGGACGGAGUAAAAAUUUGGACUACGACGCCCUGAAAGAGCUCGUUUACAUGGAUGCUGUUAUUUCAGAGACUCUGAGAAAAUACCCAGUUGCUUCUGUUCUGGCAAGACGUUGCACUGAGACGACCCAACUACCGAACACCUCAGUCGUUGUUGAAGAAGGGGUCAACUUAUUUGUUUCGAUUUACGCUCUUCAUCAUGAUCCAAAAUACUUUCCGGAACCAGAAAAAUUCAAACCAGAGAGGUUCAUCGGAGAAAACAAGGACAACAUCGUACCCGGCUCUUACUUACCGUUUGGUGAUGGACCCCGGAUAUGCAUCGGUAUGCGAUUCGCAAUGUACGAGAUGAAAUCGGUCCUAUCAUACAUAGUCAGCAACUACACGAUUCACACGUGCGAGAAAACAUCAAUACCCUUGAAAUACGAUCCUAAACCUGGAUUGCACACUCCCUAUGAUGUUUGGGUCAGAUUUCAGAAACGCGUAAAGUCAUGAAAUUUAACAGCUUUUAAAGUUGAGCAUUAUUCUUAUAUUUUUCAUGUUGCAUCUAGUUUCAUGUCGAUUUUUUUUCGAAUGACGGCAUGUUUAGUCUGAUAUUUCUUUUUUUUUUCGAUGAACAGAAAAGUUACCAACUAAGUUGUCACGAAACUGUUUCUUAAAUAAUCAGUAACUAACAUAGCAAAACUAAGCGAAUAGUCUAUUCUCUGAAAUCGGAGUCAGUUUAUGCCCAGUUAUUUAUACCACUUAGCUUAUACAUUCGUCAUAAGUUCCAUUCGUUGAUGCGUUAUUAAUAUUUCCGCCUUUGUUGCGUUUUAUUUGCUCAAAUUGCACCUGUUUUCACCGCAUAAAAAUUUACUGUAACUUUAUGGAUUCAAGCAAUACAAAGACCAUUUUUCAAAGUUCUUUACUACAA
Molecule: messenger RNA, 2201 nt
Organism: Bemisia tabaci
Lineage: Eukaryota; Metazoa; Arthropoda; Insecta; Hemiptera; Aleyrodidae
Source: RefSeq, a predicted model, not a curated record